Molecule: messenger RNA, 3027 nt
Organism: Temnothorax curvispinosus
Lineage: Eukaryota; Metazoa; Arthropoda; Insecta; Hymenoptera; Formicidae
Exons: 12
Coding region: 333-2420 (695 amino acids)
Cellular component (GO): membrane
Source: RefSeq, a predicted model, not a curated record
CCAGAUGGAAAGAUGAAUCCGGGCCGGCUCCAUUUUCGUUCUCGCCGCGCUUAAUGGCGCAAACUCGAGCAAUUUUCUUCUUUCGUCGGAAUCCUCCUCUCGCGUAGCGAGAUCGCGUAUUGUGAUUAUCGUGUAAAGCGGUGCGCGAAGCCGGAAAUAUUUAAAAAACCGCGUAAACUCCGUGUUAUUGUUCCAACGUAAAGACGCGGCUCCGCGGUGUUUGCUCUUGAAAUAAAACGGAAAUAAAAGAUCUUUCGAAUUGUCUCGGGGAAUAUCGAAAACCCCGUGGAGAUUCUUCCGUUAACUCGUUUUCCCGCGAGUUACGUACAUGCAUGUGCGUCUCACAUACUUGCGUGAAGAUGAAGUGCUCUUCGAUGAUAUUGCUGCUAUUCGUUUUCUUCGGCCAGUCCAUCGUUCGCUCUUGGCAGUUCGCUCUGUCGAGCCGAUGUCCCGCGAUGCGACUGAAUAACGGAAGAAUUCGCAUUCGGGGUCGAGGUAGAAUCGUGAGAUUUAAUUGUUUGGACGGAUUCACUCUUGUGGGCAACAAAUAUUCCACGUGCGUACGUGGCCAGUGGGACACUCCUGCUCCCGUGUGUGUGAACACGGGAUGCCCCUCAACUCCUGCGCCGGAUCACCUGAUUAUGGCACAGAAAUUUAAUGGUGCAAUACUAAUGUUCUUUUGCGAACCUGGUUACUCCCUGAUCGGCAGCGCUGAAAUUUAUUGCGACGGACGCCAAUGGAAUGGAACGAUUCCUUACUGUCGAAACGCGAAUGCAUCCGCACCGACAAAAUGCGAUUUUGAAAGCCCGGAUCUUUGCUGGUGGCAACAAGAUCCGCAGCACGAUUUCGAUUGGAAACGCCACAACUUCGAGACACCGAGUUUACACAUCGGUACUGGUCCGACGCAUGACCAUACGCUAGGAGCUGGCAAUGACGGGCAUUAUCUUUAUAUUGAGGCAUCCGGACGAUUGGUGAACGAUACGGCCAGAAUCAUAUCUCCUCUAUACAAUUCCUCAUUGACCGAAUCGGGAUGUUUCUCAUUCUGGUAUCAUAUGUAUGGUGCCACGAUCGGCUCAUUGAAUAUAUAUUUCAAGCAAGAGAAUAGCACGUCCCUAUUGAUAUUCACCAAAAGUGGAAAUCAAGGAAAUCAGUGGUUUCACGGCAUAUCCGAUCUACCGAAAGCUAAUGCCAGCUUUCAGAUUAUUGUAGAAGGAGUGCGAGGUGCUAGUUACGUGAGCGAUAUCGCAAUAGACGAUGUCGCUAUUUUACAAGGCGAGGAAUGUGUUGUUAAAAACGAGUCUACUAGCGUAACCGUAGGCGAUGAUGAUCAAGUUGAAAUAAUUAACGCGCAACAAACCUGUCGAGACAGAUGCGUUUCGUCGGAAAGCAAUGUUACUUCCGCCCCGCCAUUUGGACCGGAGAAGUGCGUUUGCACGAUCGAUUGUGCGGAACGCUCUAUUUGCUGCCCAGAUUACGCUGAAUACUGCAUACUAGGAUACAGCACGAUACUCGACAGUAUUACGGGGUCACCGAGUAACGCUACGAUUGCACCGAUGAAGAAUUCCACUCUGACAGGAUUUCCUAUAAAUCCGAAGGAUGAUAUCGAUCCAGGUAUGUUCAACUCGUCGACGACGUCGACGACUCCGCAAAAACCCACGACCACGACUACAACGGUCAAGCCUCAAACUAAAAAACCGUCGCGGAGGACAACGUCUGCGAAGCCAACACAGCAGGUGGAAACGAAGGAGACGCCUUUUGUAUCCAAGAUAACUUCGACGACGAAAUACAUAGAACUUCAGGAUCGAUCUGAUCUGCACGACGUGGAACUGAAUCCGGAAAAGGUAAAACAAGGAAGAGGCAUCGAAGUAUUGGAGAUCGUCGCCGCGGUGGGUGCAACUUUGGCCGUACUCUUCGUGGCGCUUGCGAUCGUGAUUAUCGUUAUCAGGAGGAGAAAGACUUAUAAGAGAGGAGCGAGCGGAUCGGCGCUCUCGGAGGACAGCGACAUGCAUCGCGCUAUUGUCACCUUCAUCGCCACCGUUUGUUGUUUUCUCGUAUUGAGAGCAACAGCGGAAGAGGCUGUCCAACAGAAUCAACAAUCGUUGGACCUCGGAAACGUCGCUGUCGAUGAUCAGAUCGAUAACGGCGCGAUACACACCAGGGAUAAGAGGACGCUGUUCUUGAAAAAGAAGCUGCUCGGCGCUGGUCUUCUUGGUUUCGGUCUUGGCGUCGCGAAGGGCUACAAGGCUGGUUACUUUAGCGCGCCGGAAGUACACCACGUCUAUCUUUCGCCACCGGUAAAGUACGUGGAAUACGUCGAGAAACCAGUUUAUAUCGAGAGAAUUGUUCCAAAACCUAUUUACAAACCGCAUGCCGAGUAUGCUGCGCCAGUCUGGUCGCAACCAGACCCAUCCUAUGGGUGAGGAAAAUUGGUCACUCUCUUCUGUCCUUUCUAAUAAUUAGUAUAUAUCGUUAAAAUACGAUCCCUCUUUUAUUGCAGUUAGAUUUAUAUUUUGUUUGGUAAAAGAAGUUUAUUGAAAAAGUGCAUAUCGAACUUUAGAAAAAUUCAACAUCAAAGUUACUACUUUGCUCAAACAGAUAUUAUAAGAAUAACUUAAAUGAAGCGUGCUUAGAUAUCACGACUAUUAUUCGGAAAUCAAUUAUUCUCAGAAAAUUACUGCCUGCUAAAUCUCUCUAACGUUCCUUUGAUUUUUCUUUACAGUGGCUGGUAAAUCCGAAGUGCACAGCUCGCGUUAAUAAUAGCGUACCAGUCUGAUCUCUCCCUCCGUUUUACCUCGAAAUUCUAGGAACAGCCAUAUAAUUGCGCGUGCAUCAUGUUGAGUCUCAGUCAGUCAGGUCAUCCAACUUUAAGUGUAAGAUUAUCCAGCGAUAGUAUAAUCUAUAAUCGAAGAGAUUGUUAUUUUUGUUACUGAUAUUACAGAUUAAUAAACCACGGCCUGUAAAUAUCACAAGCGUAUUUAUCGUUAAAAUCAUUUACUCCUUUUAUUUCUGUUGAAAAGCACGAUAAAA